GGACAUCCAUUAUUUACAGUGGGACACCCAUUGUUUACAGUAGGACAUCCAUUGUUUACAGGUGGACAUCCAUUGUUUACAGGUGGACAUCCAUUGUUUACAGUGGGCAUCCAUUGUUUACUAUGGGACAUUCAUUGUUUGCAAUGAGGGCAUCCAUUGUUUACAGCAGGAAAUCCAUUGUUUACAGUGGGGCAUCCAUUGUUUACAGUGGGAGAUCCAUUGUUUACAGUGGGACAUCCAUUGUUUACAGUGGAGCAUCCAUUGUUUUCAGUGGGGCAUCCAUUCAAUUUGGACUUUUCCAAUGAAAACAAAGCUCGGACAUUAGAUUAAGUAUGUGUUUUGAUUGGUCAGUUAGUAGUAUGUACGUAUAGAGACAUUGAAUCGCUCAGGGUUAAAACAAACCAUUUAGUUUAGAUCCUGAUGUCUGAUGUAAUAUUACUGAUUUAUAACAAUUAUUUUUGUAGCAUGACCAUUAAAUGGCAUAGGUGUACAAAAGUGUAUAUUUGUAAAUAAGAUAAAUAAUGUACAGUACAUUCUAUAUAUUUAUGCAAUAUUUUUGAUGUGGCAAUUGGAUGUUGAUGUUGAAGUUUUUAAUUAUUUUAAAGUUAAGCUUAACUAAAACUUGUGUAAAAUAUAAUACAGUACAUGCAUAAAAAAUCAUUUUGAAAGUGAAAAUACGAUAUGCAACCAAGUGAUGCUGACCAAUCAGUUCUUAUGUAAAUGCCAUGUUGUUCAUUGACAUUCUAAUGUGAAAUUAUUGUAGUGAAAUGAAGAGAAUAUAGUCUAAUAGUGAAAUCAAUUUAGCAGAGGCCCUAGGAACAUGUAUAAAAAAUGGAAUGGUUUUUAUACAUGUUCCCAGGGCCUAUGCAAUUUAGGCUGUUAUAAAAUCAAAAGUUUAAAAUUUUGAUCAUGAUUUUAUAUUU
This is a messenger RNA of Owenia fusiformis, 923 nucleotides long. The record is from the annotation of a GenBank genome assembly. NCBI's taxonomy places the organism in Eukaryota, Metazoa, Annelida, Polychaeta, Sabellida, Oweniidae.